Megalops cyprinoides (Indo-Pacific tarpon) is the source of this 5062-nucleotide messenger RNA. RefSeq names its product kinase insert domain receptor like (gene kdrl). Lineage: Eukaryota; Metazoa; Chordata; Actinopteri; Elopiformes; Megalopidae. The transcript has 30 exons. Gene Ontology annotation, cellular component: signaling receptor complex. Gene Ontology annotation, molecular function: ATP binding; transmembrane receptor protein tyrosine kinase activity. The coding region runs from base 276 to 4268 and encodes 1330 amino acids. Gene Ontology annotation, biological process: positive regulation of kinase activity; cell surface receptor protein tyrosine kinase signaling pathway; multicellular organism development. The record is from RefSeq and is a predicted model, not a curated record.
UAGAGGUCCUCGCGGUGCCAUACCGUUCGGAAUGCAUGAAAGGUUUCUUGUCCAUUUUUGAAACUAUGUAAUUUGGAUAAAAUAUUUAUUGGAUGUAGGUUGCACAUUCGAAAGCUAGCAACCCAUCAGGUGGGUUAAAACUAAAGAAGAAGGGACGUGUUUCAUCGCUUUUGCUUUGGGAUUUGGGUGUAUUUCUUUAUUUGCUAAUAUUGCCGCAACCGGUUCUGGCUGUUCGGGAUCUUACAAAGAAACUUUCAAAGACUCCACGCAUCAGAAUGACCCCGCUGGACUGCGCGACGUUGUCAUUCCUUCUCUUUCAUUGUUUCGUGUUUGUAAAUGGGCUGGUGGAGAGAGUUCAGCUGCCCAGACCUCAGCUGCUACCCGCCGGCAGCACACACCUGCACAUUGCUGGGAGCUCACUCACCAUCACCUGCAGGGGUUCGGCCCAUCUGCAGUGGAGCCUUCCCAGGCGUUCUCUGUCCUCGGAGGGGGUGCUAGUGGAGGAGAAAGGAUGCGAUCGGGGCCCACACGCUCACUGCAGCCGGCUGGAGGUCCACAACCUGACUCACCACGACACGGGCCUGUAUUCCUGCAAAUACCCCCACCAUGCACAGGACGAAGGCUCCACCUACGUUUUUGUCAAAGAUGAUAGCCAUCCAUUUGUGCAUCAGCACACCUUGAACCCAGACACCGUAGAGGUGUUUGAUGACGACAAUCACAUCCUGAUCCCCUGUAGGACCACGUCCCCAGACUAUCAGGUCACCGUGAAGGGGAGCCCACACAUGGCGGAGAGGGUUAAAAACGCAGCGGAGUGGGACCCUCGGGUGGGCUUCAUUAUUCCAUACGUCCCCCACACGCACUACACGUUCCUCCACUGCAUCACCAAGGUCAACGGGCACACCUUCGAGUCCCUCUACAUCCCUUUAAAAAGAACCAAAGCACUGAAGAAUGUCAAGAUCACUCCGACGCACACCAAGCUGCUGGUUGGAGAUACCCUCGCACUCAACUGCUCUGGCGAGACUACCUACAACGGGAGAAUCAACUUCACAUUUGCCCGGCCAAGUAAUAACACUCCUGUGUACAAGACGUACAGAGAAGAGCUGUCCAGGAUGUAUACAAUGAGCAAAACCCUGACCUUGAGGAACGUCACCAUGGAGGACGCAGGGGUAUACAGGUGCACAGCGGACAUAACACGGAAGAAGCACGUCAAAGCAGAGGUCGUCAUCUUUGAGCACCCAUACCUCAAUGUAUCCAGCAGGAGAAAGAGAAUGAUUACAGUUCGGGAGGGUAAAAACAAGCUGACCUUUGAAACCAAGGUCGAUGCACUUCCUUUACCGAAUUACGUCGUAUGGUACAAGGAUGGCAUGCCCAUCAAGGAGAAUUCGACUUGCUAUGAACCAUCUGGCUACAAUCUCACUAUCAAGGAUGUAAAGCAGAAGGAUGCUGGAGUCUUCACCAUUGUUGUAGGCAAUACAGAGAAAGGCCUGUACAGGAAUAUCAGCUUCAUCCUAAAAGUCAAAGUGAAGCCAGUGAUCUCAGAGGAGGAAGUGGCCACAGUGGACAUGCAGCCUUACCUGUGGGGCAGGGAGUACCCCCUCACCUGCACCGCAUUUGGGAUCCCCGCACCUCACAUCACCUGGGCGUGGCAGCCCUGUGACCCUGACCCCACCCUCCAGUGGUGUAAACUGUACACCGAACCACAACCUAUUCCAUUCAGUGAAGAGAGGGAAGAUACGAACUACAGCCACAACAAGAUCAAGCCAGUUGAGACCAAAAAUGAGAUGUGGAAGGGAAAAAACAAAACUGUUAGCACACUGGUCGUGGCAGAGGCGAAAGCGUCAGGGAUCUACUCCUGUAAUGCUUCGAACAUAGCUGGCCAAACAACAUGGAGCAUUCCUUUCUACGUGGACACUCAUGCAGAGGCCUUAGACAUCAUCAAGCCCCAGACUGUGAUCGAGGGAGAUGACGUCAUUUUGACCUGCAGAGCCACGCGAUACCUGUACACCGAGCUACAAUGGUACGACCCACGGAACCGGACGGUCCCGAAGAGCAGCUCCACCCUGCACGUCAGCACGCACUCCGUCUCCUUCUCUCUGAAGCUGGAGAACCUGUCCAGAAACAACACGGAGGCCUAUGCGUGCAGAGCGUUCAACACCCACACGAAGAAAGUGGUCUCGAAAACAACUGUACUGGACAUUCAAGAGAGGAAAGCCCCCUGGCUGCAGCAGAACCUGACCGAUCAGGUUGUGAACAGCAGCAGUACGCUGACCCUGCCCUGCCCUGCACAGGGGGUGCCGUCACCCAACAUCACUUGGUACAAGAACGGGCGCACCGUGCUGGAGGGGCCAGGAAUCACGCUGACGGAGGACGGGCUGCUGACUAUCGAGAGAGUGAAGAAGGACGACGAGGGCUUGUACGAGUGCCAGGCCAUCAACGAUGCAGGGAGCAUGAAAACAUCUGCAUUCAUCACUGUUGUGGGUGAGGAGGGCAAGCCCAACAUCGAGGUGAUCAUCUUGGUGUCCACUGGAGUGGCAGCCACCUUCCUCUGGCUAAUGCUCAUUCUCUUCAUCCGCAAGCUGAGGAAGCCCAGCUCUGCAGACAUAAAGACAGGCUACCUGUCAAUCAUCAUGGACCCAGAUGAGGUGCCACUGGAUGAGCAGUGCGACCGCCUGCCCUAUGACAGCAGCAAGUGGGAGUUUCCCCGUGACCGUCUGAGACUAGGUAAAACUCUGGGACAUGGAGCUUUCGGUAAAGUAGUGGAGGCAUCUGCAUUUGGAAUUGACAAGCUGUCGACCUGCAAAACAGUCGCUGUGAAAAUGCUGAAAGGGGGAGCUACGAGUAACGAGUGCAAGGCCCUUAUGUCAGAGCUGAAGAUACUGAUCCACAUUGGUCAUCACCUCAACGUGGUCAACCUGCUUGGAGCCUGUACCAAGCCUGGAGGUCCCUUGAUGAUAAUAGUAGAGUUCUGCAAGUACGGAAAUUUGUCCAACUACUUAAGAAGCAAGAGGGGUGAUUUCAUUGUCUACAAGAACCAGGACGGUAAGGGCGUGACGUCGGGGUCGGGCAGCAACCUGAGCGACCUCAUCAAGCGCCGCCUGGAGAGCGUUGCCAGCACAGGAAGUUCAGCCAGUUCCGGCUUCAUCGAAGAUAAGAGCUACUGCGACUCGGAGGAAGAUGAGGAAGAACCAGAAGACUUGUACAAGAGAGUUUUAACUAUGGAGGAUCUGAUUUGCUACAGCUUUCAAGUAGCAAAGGGCAUGGAAUUCCUGGCCUCACGAAAGUGCAUUCAUCGGGAUUUGGCCGCCAGGAAUAUCCUGUUGUCCGAAAACAACGUCGUCAAAAUAUGUGACUUCGGGCUUGCAAGGGACAUCUACAAAGACCCAGACUACGUGCGCAAAGGAGACGCCAGACUGCCCCUGAAGUGGAUGGCGCCUGAGGCCAUUUUCGACAAGAUCUACACCACGCAGAGUGAUGUGUGGUCCUUCGGAGUCCUCAUGUGGGAGAUAUUUUCAUUGGGUGCCUCACCAUACCCAGGCUUGCACAUCAACGAGGAGUUCUGCUGCAGACUGAAGGAAGGGACCAGGAUGAGAGCACCUGAGUACUCCUCUCCCGAAAUAUACCAGACAAUGCUGGACUGCUGGCAGGGGGAGGCUGCGGACAGGCCCACCUUCACGGAGCUGGUGGAGAGGCUGGGAGACCUGCUCCAGGCCAACGUGCAGCAGGAGGGCAAGCACUACAUCCCCAUAAACACGGCCCUGCUGACGAAGGAGGGCAAGCCCUCCGGCACCUCCAUUGCAGAGGAGACCUGCGACGCUCCCGUCUCUCACAGGGACUCGGGGAGCGGCUGCAAUAUCAAGAUUCGCCCUGCCAGCGUGAAGACCUUUGACGAGGUUACCAUGGAGACUGACACCAACGAGUCCCAUGAGGUGAGGAGCUCCCUCUUGCCCUCCUCUCUCACACCCUCUGACCGCCAUGUGACCCAGGGGGGCCAGUCAGACAGCGGGUUGGGCCUGUCCUCCGACGACAUGAAGACCCUCAAGCGCCUGGAGUCCCUGGCCAGGCCCUUGAGCAUAAUGGCUCUAGCGAUAAAAGCAGCGAGUAAGAGCAAGGAGUCUGUGCUGUUGGAAGGGGAGAAGGACAAGUACCAGCCACCUGUCCCGGAUUUGGACCUCAGCCUGGAGGACCCGUCCCUGGACCCGGCUCUGGAAUGCCACAGCCCGCCGCCCGAUUACAACUACGUGGUCCGCUACUCCGCCCCGCCCGUCUAGCCCUGAACCCUGUCACGCCCGCCAGGUGUCGCCCUCAGCCAGUCCUGCCCUGAAGAAUCCGAUUGACUGCCUCAAGACACGCCUUUCCCCCUCCCUCUGCCCUCUCCAGCACCCCUGCGGCUCUUUCUGGAGUGUCUCUUUUUCACUCUUAGUCUGAGGUUUCUUCAUUUUUUUCCUCCCUCUGCAACACAGCACUCUAAAACAAUGCCUGUGGUGUCAGUCAAGACCUCCAAGUAGCUACGGGAUUAAGGAAUUAAGAAACGAAACAAAGUCAAUAUGCCGUUUUAUUGGAACAGACAGAAUAAUUAAAAAACACAGACCCAGAGACAGACAGAUUUUUUUCCCCAGAGUUCAAAUUUCAUAUCUGUUCAUCAUCUACCAACACUUUUCAAAGAGAGGCCACCUGUUGGGGUCAUCAUACUGGUAUUCAGAGGCAUUUGACUUCCAGCUUCUUCGGGUCUUCACAGAGUGCUGCAAAAAUAUCCCACAAGCCACUGUGAUAUCCGUACAUUCAGAUAAACAGGCUCAGGUAUUAUAAUCUACUGUGAAAAUCAGGCAGCAUUGCUGGUGUUGUACAGAUUAAUUUACAGUCAGUCAACUGUACUUUCUCUCCACUGAAGUGUGUUGGAAGCUGGUCGUAAAUGAGGGGGUGUCAUUGUAACCGAGUUAUAGCCAUUAAAAGGGCACAACAAAGGAAGUGUUUAUUAUGGAUAGAUUCUAGGUCGUCUCUGUACAUAUUUUUAAUGAAAUGGAAACUGGAAAGUUUUGUAUAUUUUUUUCAUUUUGUUAUAUUU